AUGCCUCCGCAUUCCAUGCUCGAGUGGAUCGUCGGCCAGAACCUGCCCUCCGGGGAUAGACCCAAGAGGCGCGAAUGCCUCCGCAUCGAACUAUCGACCGACGAUGACACCGACACCGAUUCCAUCACGGUCACCUACCCCCGCACCGGCACUGCAGGCAGUCAACGCAGGUACAAGAAAGAUAGGAAGCCCAAGUCUCCUCCUCCUCCGCCCCCGUCGCCGCCGCCUCAAAAGAGGGUCAGCUUUGAAGAACCGCUGCCGCGCAGGUCGGCGCUGAAAAAGACCGUCGCGGUAUUUUCAGAAGAAGUCUCCUCCUCCGAGGCCGAAUCGUCGGAAGAGUCCAGUGCCGAAAGCAGCGAGGCGGAAACACAGCCUCUUCCGUCGAAGGUCAAAUGCCACAAGCACAGGCGUCGCAACUCGUCGUGUGCGUGCUGCGUUGCUGGUUUGAUGCUUCUGGAUAAAAUGGAUCAGGUCAGCAAGAACAAGGAUGAAGCAGCCCCGGUAGCUGUUCAAGAGACGGGCAACAACGGUAAUGACAAACCGAAGGAGUCCGAGACUGAGGCCACAACUGAUACGUCGGCCGCAGCUACGACUUCUGGCGAGUCGACUACCGAAUCCGAACCCGAGCACAAGAAGAAGUGUAGGAGGAAAUGCAGGCACAGGUGCUGCUCACCAAGCCCUGACACGAGCCCUGCGUCCGAUAAACCCGCCGAAAAGAAGGCGGAGGAGGCCACGCCCGACGCCGCGUCUGGGAACGGUGAAAAGACUGAGGAGCCCAAGGCCGACGACAAGCCAGGCGACGACAAGCCAGCCGAUGACAAGACAGCCGAACUCGAACAGCCCAACACGGCUGUCAACGAGAAGAGGGCCCCGCCGGCCCAUCCCAACCACCUCGUACCCUCCCGUAAACGAACCCUUGAGGUCCAGCACGUCGUCGCAGACCCCUCUCGGGAUUCACCCCCCAACGCCUUCUUCGACAACGAGAAGGAUCUCUGCCGCGUCUACCACGGACCCUAUUGGGGCUACCCCCACGGUCAGCCUUACCCUUCAGGCGGCCCCGGCCCGCACUAUCUGCCCCCGCCCCCUCCCGUGUGGCCGCCACCCAUGCCGCAGCAUCAUCAUCAUCAUGACCCCCGAGCUACCGGACACGGGUACCCCCCUCCCGAAGCACGCAUCCCUCCUGGCUACCCGCCUCCCAUUCAUCAUAACCACGGCCAGCCAGCCUACCCACCACCCUGGGGCCAGCCCUAUGGCCAGCCUUAUCACCAGGCUCCUGCACCUCAGAUGCCGCCGUACUACGGUGGUGGUGGUGGUGCCCCUGCCCCGCCGGGCCCUCAUGGUCUGCACAUCACGCCCCAGGAUGUUGAACGACUUCGCCAGCAGGGUUUCAAGCUAAGUCCGUUGUUUGGUAAUGCUGGUCUUGCUGGUGGGAACAACUCCGGCAACAACAAUAAUGGAAGUAGCAACAACAAUGGAAAUGGGGACGGUAGUAGGCGCCCGUCGAACCAGAGCAACAUGGGUAACCGGUCGAAUAGUGGGAACCAGAAUCAGUCGCAGAAUCAGAACCAGAGCAAGCGCGGGUCCAACGCGGGGCAGUCGAAUUCUGGUAAUAACAACUCCAAUAACAACAAUGAUUGGGGCAACUCGGGAAACAACAACAACAACGACUGGAACUGGGGAAAUAAUAACAACGACAACAAUGAUUGGGGAAACUCGGGAGACAAUAACAACAAUAACAACGAUUGGGGAAAUCCGGGAAACAACAAUAACACCAACGGUUGGGGAGACUCGGGUAACAGUAACAACAACAACGACUGGGGUAACUCGGGGAACAACAAUAACAGCAAUGACUGGACCUCGGGUAACAACAACAACGACUGGACCUCCGGAAAUAACAACAACGGGAACACUGACUGGAACUCGGGUAACAAUAACGACAACAACAACAAUAACAACGAUGCUCCCCCCAACGACCCAUGGCCAAGUCCCGUCGGCGCCACCAAGAGCAACACCAACAACAACAACAACAACCCCUCGCCGACCAGCAAAGACCCCCCCAUUACACCCCCCAACAACAGCAACCAUCCCUCGUCGUCGAUGCCGGGAAGCUGGGAUAAGGUCGACUGGAGCAAGGGGGGUGAUUGGACUGAUCCUGGGGCUGCGCAGGGCAGUUGGGGGAUUUGA
Messenger RNA from Dichotomopilus funicola, 2184 nucleotides. RefSeq lists its product as uncharacterized. The coding region runs from base 1 to 2184 and encodes 727 amino acids. NCBI's taxonomy places the organism in Eukaryota, Fungi, Ascomycota, Sordariomycetes, Sordariales, Chaetomiaceae. The record is from RefSeq and is a predicted model, not a curated record. The transcript has a single exon.